CUUUCUUUCCGCCGCAAGAAAGAAACCGAAUUGAGGCGCUAACCGCAGUCCUCGUUCUUUGUCUGCCGUCGCUUCUCUUGCGCACGGUAUUUGCGUAGCUCCGUGGCACUUUCUGCGCUUGAGCAUUCGACCCAAUUGUCAAAAUGGCCGCUCCCGCUGCUCCUGGCGCUGUUGACCAGCUUGCCGCUGACCUCGCCAACACGAACCUCAACGGUGGCGAUAACCGGGCCCCUGCCAUCAAUUCCAAUGUGGCUUCUGGCGAGUCCCAGACUGCCGAACCCGAUACGGCUGGGCCUACCCCGAGCUCCUCUGCUCCUCAUCCUCAGUCUUCCGCGUCUCUCUACGUCGGCGAACUGGACCCCUCUGUGACCGAGGCCAUGCUCUUUGAGCUGUUCUCCCAGAUUGGUUCCGUCGCUUCGAUCCGCGUCUGCCGUGAUGCUGUCACUCGUCGCUCCCUCGGAUAUGCCUACGUCAACUAUAACUCGACCGCCGAUGGCGAGAAGGCUCUCGAAGAGCUGAACUACACCUUGAUCAAGGGCCGCCCCUGCCGCAUUAUGUGGUCCCAGCGCGAUCCCGCUCUGCGCAAGACCGGCCAGGGCAAUGUCUUCAUCAAGAACCUGGACACUGCGAUUGACAACAAGGCGCUUCACGACACCUUUGCUGCUUUCGGUAACAUCCUUAGCUGCAAGGUGGCCCAAGACGAGAACGGCAACUCCAAGGGCUAUGGUUUCGUGCACUACGAGACCGACGAAGCCGCCGCUCAGGCUAUCAAGCACGUCAACGGCAUGCUUCUGAACGAGAAGAAGGUCUACGUUGGCUACCACAUCCCCAAGAAGGACCGCCAGAGCAAGUUCGAGGAGAUGAAGGCCAACUACACCAACGUCUAUGUCAAGAACAUCAACCUCGAGGUCACUGAAGAGGAGUUCCGCGAGCUCUUUUCCAAGUAUGGCGAGGUCACGUCGUCAACCCUCGCUCGCGACCAGGAGGGCAAGAGCCGUGGCUUCGGCUUCGUCAACUUCUCCACCCACGACAGUGCCGCCAAGGCUGUUGAGGAGCUCAAUGGCAAGGAGUUCCGUGGUCAGGAGCUCUAUGUCGGUCGUGCUCAGAAGAAGCACGAGCGCGAGGAGGAGCUUAGGAAAUCUUACGAGGCCGCUCGCGCUGAGAAGGCCAACAAAUACCAAGGCGUCAACCUGUAUAUCAAGAAUCUGGCCGACGACAUCGACGAUGACAAGCUGCGCCAGAUGUUCUCCGAGUUUGGCCCCAUCACCUCGGCCAAGGUCAUGCGCGACAACCCCCCGGAUCAUCACCACUCUGCGGAUAAGGAGGGUAAGGACAAGGAGAACAAGAAGGAGGGCGAGCAAGAAGCCAAGAAGGAGGGCAAGGAGGAGGGCGAGAAGGACGGUGAGGCUAAGGAGGGUGAGAAGAAGACCGAAAAGAAGCCUGAACGCAAGCUGGGCAAGAGCAAGGGCUUCGGCUUCGUCUGCUUCAGCAACCCCGACGAUGCGACCAAGGCCGUUGCCGAGAUGAAUCAGCGCAUGGUUGAAGGCAAGCCGCUCUAUGUCGCCCUCGCUCAGCGAAAGGACGUCCGCAAGAGUCAGCUUGAGGCUAGCAUCCAGGCCCGCAACCAACUGCGCAUGCAGCAAGCCGCCGCUCAGGCCGGUCUGCCGCAGCAGUACAUGCAGGCCCCUAUCUACUAUGCUCCUGGCCAGCAGCCCAACUUCAUGCCUCCCGGCGGUCGCGGCAUGCCCUUCCCUCAGGCGGGUCUCGGCAUGCCUGCCGUGCAGGGCGGCCGUCCAGGUCAGUUCCCGCCUUAUGCUCAGCAGGGCGGUCGUGGCGCCAUCCCUCCUCAGCAGAUUCCCCUCUAUCCUCUGGGCCAGUUCCCUCCUGGCGCCUAUGGUCAGCCGACCAACCCGCAGUUCCUCGCUGCCAUUCAGCAGGUUCAGCAGCAGGCUGCCAACCUCGGCGGACGUGGCGCGCCCGGUGGACGGGGUAUGCAAGGCAUGCCUGUUCCUCAGGGAAUGCCUGGCGGCCCUGGCAUGGCUGGCUUCCCGCCUAAUGGUAGGCCUCAGAAUGGCGCAAUCGGUGGUCGUGGCGGCCCUAACCGCGGUGGCAACUUUGCCGCUGGCCGCGGUGGCGUGCCUCCUGCCGGUCCUCUUGGCGGUGCUGGUGAGCUUAAUGCUACUUCUCUCCUGCAGUCGCAGCUCGCCGCCACCAGCAACCCCCAGCAGCAGAAGCAGAUUCUCGGAGAGAAUCUCUUCCCCAAGAUCCAAGCCCUCCAACCAGAGCUGGCUGGCAAGAUCACUGGCAUGCUGCUGGAGAUGGACAACAAUGAGCUCGUAAAUCUGCUCGAGGACGAGACUGCUCUUGUCGCCAAGGUCAACGAGGCCAUGGCUGUCUACGACGAGUACGUCAAGUCGCAGCAGGCUGCCGGUCAAGGCUCAGCUCCCGCCCAGGGCGAGGUGGAGGCUGAGAAGCCCAAGGAGGAGAAGACCGAGGAGAAGGCUUAGGGCACUAUUCGCCAGCUUCUCGCCUUUUGAUGCGCUUUUUUCUUCAUUUUUUUUCCUUUCAGUUCUGAUCGGUUGGGAAAAGUUUUGAUACCAAGCUUGGAAGCAGCAUGAUCUAUCUCCAGUCUGGUGAUGCGGGCAGGAUGAGGUCAGCAUCGGAUGGAUCUGGCUAUAGGAGACAAAAGCCUCUCCAGCGACGGGUUAUCGCGGCAUCUUGCUAUGACAUCGCUAUGUCAUGAUCAUGUAUUUGAUAGACUUGCUUAUGAUGGGGGGGUGAGGGCCAUGGUCCUGGGCGGCCGCCUCUGUGGAGUGGGCGGAGGUGUUGAUGGCCGACACGGCGUUACGGUUACGAAUGUCACGAGUAUCCUGCCGGCUAGCUCAGUCUUGAGGGACAAAGCAGGCUAAGCGACGCACUCCUGGCAGCCCUGAUUAAGGGCAUCCAUGAUUGCGACUGUGUCUGUCUGCGUGAACCACCAGACUCAAUCCUAAACAAGGCACUAGCUAAUACAAAGCUUUACAUCUAU
Messenger RNA from Thermothelomyces thermophilus ATCC 42464, 3028 nucleotides. RefSeq lists its product as uncharacterized. The record is from RefSeq and is a predicted model, not a curated record. Bases 144 to 2507 code for a protein of 787 amino acids. The transcript has 3 exons. Lineage: Eukaryota; Fungi; Ascomycota; Sordariomycetes; Sordariales; Chaetomiaceae. Gene Ontology annotation, cellular component: ribonucleoprotein complex. Gene Ontology annotation, molecular function: RNA binding.